This is a messenger RNA of Coffea eugenioides, 2688 nucleotides long. Its product is annotated as kinesin-like protein KIN-10C. NCBI's taxonomy places the organism in Eukaryota, Viridiplantae, Streptophyta, Magnoliopsida, Gentianales, Rubiaceae. Gene Ontology annotation, molecular function: microtubule motor activity; microtubule binding; ATP binding. Gene Ontology annotation, biological process: mitotic spindle organization; microtubule-based movement. The coding region runs from base 161 to 2329 and encodes 722 amino acids. The transcript has 19 exons. The record is from RefSeq and is a predicted model, not a curated record.
CCUGCUCGCUCCUCUCAGAGCAGACUAACGGCUACUCUAUCCAUGUCGCAAACCCACAAUACUGCUAAGAAUCAAACUGCCGUCUUUCUCCCUUUCAGUUCCCUCUAAUCUUUUCUCUCUCACGCACUUAGAGCUUCUUGCUUCUUCAAUUUUGCUUGCAAUGACUUCAUCAACGCCUGGCCCAGAUCAGAAUUUAAAAGUUAAAAUGGGAGUAAACCCAUCUCGUAGACGAGUGAGAGUAAUUGGGAGAAUCAGGGGCUUCACUUGCCAAGAAUCUGAAUCUUUCAGUCAUGAUUCUCCGAAGCCUUGGAUCACUGUCUCCAAACCCGAACACCACGGGGCUUCAUCUGAAACCACGCUCACGCUCUCUUUUUUGGACCAAUUCAAUAAUAGUCAAAAAGAAGCAUCGUAUAAACUGGACUACUGUUAUGAACAAGAUGAGGAUACAGGUACACUUUUUGCCAGAGAGAUAGAGCCUUUGACUUCGGAUGUCCUCAAUGGUGGACAUGCAUCAAUUAUAGCUUAUGGGGCUAGAGGAAGUGGAAAAACUUACACGAUUCAGGGUGCUGAAAACAAACCAGGAAUAGCUGUAAUGACGAUGACUGAAUUGCUCUCAAAAGCUGAGGAGACUGGAAAGUCAGUUUCAAUAUCUAUUUUUGAGGUUCAGCAGGAGCAUGCUUAUGAUCUUCUGGAUCCCAAGCAUUCUGAAGUACAAGUACUUGAAGAUUGCCGAGGGAAAAUAAAUCUUAAGGGGCUAUCUAAAGUUCCUGUGAAAUCCAUUUUAGAGUUUCAGAAUAUAUACUUUAGUAUGUCGAACAUCAGCAAAUCAGCACACAAGAUACCACAUGAGCAUACAAGAAGGAGCCAUAAAUGUUUAAUAAUACAUGUAUUAGCAAUGAAUGAUAACUCAACACCCAAGCUUGUGGGAAAGAUGAAUUUUGUUGAUUUAGCAGGAUAUGAGGAUUCCAGAAGAAUUAGUAGAGAUGGAAGUGCACUUCUUGACAGAACUAACAAGUCCCUUCACACCUUACUGAAUGUUGUUUAUGCACUUAAUGCCAAUGAGAUGCAUGUGCCAUACCGUGAGAGCAAACUUACUCACAUUUUUAAGGAGUCACUCAGGGGCACAGGUCAUGUAGUGCUGCUCACUUGUUUGAACCCACAUGUUUGCCAAGACACUCUUCGCACAUUGAGUUUAGCUUCCAGGUCAUGUCAAAGUACAAAUCAUGUACUGACUGAGUCUCUCAAUAAUGCUAAAAGCUCAGCUAGAUUCAAGAUGCUUUCAUCACAAAAUAGCAUGAAGCCUUUUUGUACUCCUUCCGCUAGACAACCAGCAGUCUCAAGUUUGCAUUUAUCUGCAAAGGGUACCAGUUGCGUGUCAAAGGGAAGGAAACUUUUUGAAGAGGGGAAGAAUAUCACUUCUAAUCAGGUACUCAUCUUUGAGACAAGGCUCCCACAAGAUGAUUGUUCAGACAAGAAACUCGAAUUUGUACCUGAAAUAGCUGCAGCUGUGUCACCCUCCAUGCUGAAGAAGGCUUCGCAGGAUGAGUCCACUUUGGAUAAUCCUUUGGCCUUAGUACCUGAAGGAGUUGUUUCUCAGGAAAAGUCAAUUCCAGAGUCUGUAGCUGUGUCACCCUCCAAGCUGAAGAAGGCUUUGCAGGUUGAGUCGAUUUUAGAUAAUCCUUCAGCCUUUGUACCUGACGGACUUGUCUUUCAAGAAAAGUCAAAUCCAGAAUUUAGUUUGGAUCCGGAACUGAAGGAAAAUGACAUUUCUGCACACAAAAGAAGCAACAAUUUGGAACUCAUUCCUGCUGUAGUUUGUGAGAAAUCUCCUCUGCAAGAUGGUAGUGUCAUACGAAAGGAGACAUUGAAUGAGCAUGGAUCACCUCCACUUAGUGAGAGAUUAAGACAACUAUCAAACAGCUUGAAAUCAUUCUGUUCUUCAACUCCAUUACAUGUAAAGAUGCUAGAUAAUGGUGAUGCACAACAUAAUGUUAUUGAGCCAAAGACCCCAAUAUUUGAAUAUGGUGCACGAGUUACUGAAAGAUCGGAGAUCACAAAAUAUAGUAGUCCUUGGGAACUGCUCAGUAAGCGCAGUUCUGGAAUGAAGGAUUCCCUUGUUCAGGAAUACCUUAGGUUCUUAAACUCUGCUAGCAAAGAAGAGCUGAAAGGAUUAAGGGGUAUUGGGGAAAAAAGAGCUACCUACAUUCUUCAACUUCGUGAAGAAUCUCCAGAACCUUUCAAGAGUCUUGAUGAUUUGCAAGACAUUGGUCUUUCGGCUAAGCAAGUCAAAGGAAUGAUGAAGAAGAUGGCUGGAGAUCUCUUUAGUUGAUUUGGCAUUUGAAUAGCUUGUCAUCGGUGAUAUGAUAUGCCAUAAAUCAAGUCUUCAAAGAAGUUUGUAUAAGCAAAAUGAUUUGCCGUGAAAACGAGCCUUCUGAAGAUUUUCUAUGGCAAAAUGAAUUGCCAUAGAAACAAAUGUCCUAGAGAAAUUUCUGGUUUUUGUUGGGUUUGUUAAGAAUAUAAAAUAUCUUGUACAGGGUCACUUUCUCAGCCUUCAGUUUCGCUUUACUCGAUCCAUUAAUUAUGAUUCUUCAUUUGUAACUAUGACAAAACCAAACGAUGAAUAGUAUGUUAAGAAAUGAAAGAAGUGCAAUAGCAGUGCCGUGCAUUGCACUAUUUCGUUUGGAUCAA